AUGAGCAGCUGGCCCAAUGAGCCUGGAGGUAAUGCUCACUACAAAGUUGCCAUUCCUCGGAUAUCGCGCAAACCUCCACUGGCGAAACGUCAACGCGUAGCUCGGGCUUGUGAUGCCUGUCGCCAAAUCAAACUGAGGUGCAAUGGGCAACGCCCAGCAUGUGAAUAUUGUAGCGCCAUCGGGAGUCCUUGCCUCUAUUCGGCCUCGAAACGUGAAGCGCGACAGAUAGACCUCCAACGCCUGGAGGAAAGGGUUCAAGACUACGAAUCCGUGCUGGGUGAUGUCCUCUUGCAUUGUCCCCAAAAGAAUCUCAAGCCCAUUCUGAAACUGAUAUCCGAACGGCAUCCGGAAUUUCUCGCGGCCUUACGACAGUCAGCACGUUUGCCUCAAAGUUCUCCUAGCCUGAAAUUCAACCUCAAUCUAGAACGAAUGCACAUUACCUAUCGGGAUAAUCGUUUCGGAGAAGGCCUUUCUCUCCAGCGCCAGCCUCUAAUUCAGACGAAGUCCAUACGGCACUGGACCUCACUUGUUGAGGACGAUGUGGCGAGUCAUUUGCUAUCAUUCUACUUCACCUGGGAGAACCCGACUUGGCAUUUGAUCGAUCAAGAGCUUUUUAUCCAUGAUCUAGAAACGCGUGCUACAAGAUUUUGUUCGCCACUUCUGGUCCACAUUCUUCUUUUGUUUGGCUGUAGCUUCUCAUAUGGACUCCAUUCAUUUACAGAUAGACGGCAAGAAAAGGCACUCGGACAAAAGCUCUAUGAUGAGAUUCUUCGACUUUGGGCUCGGGAGAAGGAAACAAUUGAUAUCCCGACGCUACAAUCUGGUAUCCUGCUUGGCUUACUAUGUUGUACUUUUGGAACCGAUCGAUUGGGUACUGAACUCAUCAUGAGAGGGGCGGCCAUGUACUACCAGACUGAUUUACACAAAGAUGGCGCCCCUUAUUUUCAAUGCGUUGAUGAUGAUCUGAGACGCAGUAUGGCAAGAGCCCAGAAAUUGAUAUCAUGGGGUGUUUUCGAUGUUCAAUCUCUGGCUUCCCAGGUAUACAAGAAAUAUAGCGAAUGGCCUCAGCCGCCAUCAAUAGUCUUCUCUCCCGAAGAAGCAGCGUCCCUUGAUGAGAGUCAUAUGUGGAGCCCCUACCCUUUUCAGACUCCAAUAUUCGCGUCAAAUACAUAUAAUAUUGCUCGGUUUCGCGGCAAGCUAGCAGAUCUGGUUAAUGAAACUGCGGCUCUCUCGCUCAAGUUGCGCGAUUCCACUCCAACUGAAGACAGCUGGACUCGAGGAUGUGAGAUAUACUGGAAGCUCUUACAAUGGGAUCAAGAGCUACCACCUGAAAUUCUGCAAGGACGAAAUAGCACCCCGCACAAUCUGUGCUUACGAAUGUACUACCAUUGUACAGUGAUAAACCUGUGUGAUGUGUUCGAGGAGUAUUCACUCAAACAGCCACAAGGAGAGCCCGCCUUCGAGGCUGCGGAAAUCAAGUCCAGCGCUGUAGAGGCACUGGGGUCGCUCAUCCUUUACUACAAACAUUUUCACGGAUGGAAAUCCGUCCCGAUCGUCAUGCUGCACUACCUCUGUGUCGCAGGAAUCCACGCAAUCGCUCGGUUAAGUCCGAGCGAAAUGAAGUGGAUGAAAGUUCUUGAAAGCAGUGUUUUAGGCCUCUGGAACAUGGCCAUCGGAUGGGGACGAUUGGGCAAAGCUUUUCUCAAGAUCAUUGGGUUCCUACUGAGGGCUAGAAAGGUCAAUAAUGAUCAUAUCACGCCCAAGACAGCUGCAAUCAUGGAUCAACUCGAUGGUGCAUACUGGACUGCGACUGACGCGGCGUCAUUGGCAGCGGAUUACGUGGUCCACUCUGUUCCAUCGGAUUUGACGUCGACUGCUUCUGAUCCAGGCCUGAAAGUCAUUGCACGGUCCACCGUGGAAGACCUUAUUAAAGCAGCAGAAAAACUUACUCUGUAG
Molecule: messenger RNA, 1956 nt
Organism: Penicillium daleae
Lineage: Eukaryota; Fungi; Ascomycota; Eurotiomycetes; Eurotiales; Aspergillaceae
Product: putative C6 transcription factor
Exons: 5
Coding region: 1-1956 (651 amino acids)
Biological process (GO): regulation of DNA-templated transcription
Molecular function (GO): zinc ion binding; DNA-binding transcription factor activity, RNA polymerase II-specific
Source: RefSeq, a predicted model, not a curated record